CCAACAGACAGUCAUUUUUAGCUCGGCAGCAGGUUGUGUGUCUGGAGUUGAGUUCAGGGCGGACCAGCCGGGCUGUUUGAGGGUGUUUUCCCGGCACUUUGUUAUCGCUCGGAGGGGACAGAUUAUCAGCAGGCGGUGGGUCGGUGGGUUGGUGAAGGUGUGUGUGGAAGGUGUGGGGGAGAUGGUUCCUUCCUCCCGGCAGGAUGGACCGGAGGAAAGUCGUGCCCGGGUUCGUCCCCUGCUGUCUGCUACUGGCCCUGUGUGUCUCCGCAGAGGUCAGUGAAGGUGGAUACUCGAAUACUGUGCAGAGUGCAGCUCCGCUCUCCUGUUCUGAAGGCUUUACAGAACUGGGAUACUAUAAUGGCUCGGUUUCCCGCACGGAGUCAGGCUCCCCCUGCCUGAAGUGGACAGACUUCCCAGAUUACAUGCAGCAGUAUCCAGGCCGAGGCCUGGGGGAGCACAGCUUCUGCCGAAACCCAGACCAAGAGGCCAACCCCUGGUGCUUCUUCAGGCAGAGCUCCGGUGCCAUCAGCUGGGCCUACUGCGACUGCCAUCAGGGCGCAGCCAGAUUGGUGGGGGGGACAUCAGGCAACAGUGGGCGUCUGGAGGUCUAUCUGAAUGGCCAGUGGGGGGCAGUAUGUGACACACACUGGACCGAUCGCGAUGCCAGUGUCAUAUGCAGACAGCUGGGACUGGGUGAGAUUGGUACAGCCCUGCAGCAUUCCUACUUCGGCCCAGGUUCCGUAUUCCACUAUGAGCGUCUGGGUUGCCGUGGUAAUGAGAAUUCCCUACUGGAGUGCCGAAACAGGAAGUUUCUCACCGGCGACUGCAGCCAUGGCAACGAAGCUGGGGUGAUUUGUGCUGAACCAGAAGGCAGGGGCAUCCCUUUGAGGCUAGUGGGAGGCCUGGAGGACUUUGAGGGCCGUGUCGAGGUGUACCGUGACGGCAGGUGGGGUACCAUUUGUGAUGACCAGUGGGAUGACACUGAUGCUGAGGUUGUGUGCCGACAGUUGAACCUGGGGGGCGUAGCCAAGGCGUGGACAUGGGCCCACUUUGGCCAGGGUUUUGGUCCCAUCUGGCUGGAUGGGGUUCAGUGUACAGGCAACGAACUCUCUCUGGAGGAGUGUCCUCAUAACAUGUGGGAGCAGCACAACUGUGACCACAUGGAAGACGCAGGCGUGUCCUGCAAUCCAUACACAGAUGGUGCAGUUCGUCUGGUGGGAGCAGACAGUCACUGGGAGGGUCGCGUGGAGAUUUACCACCAGGGAGAAUGGGGCACUGUGUGUGACGACAACUGGACUGAGCUCAAUGCUCAGGUAGUGUGUAGACAGCUGGGCUUCAGGGGCCGAGCAGAGGUGGCUCCUGACAGGGUGUAUGAAGAAGUUCAUGGACUAAUCCUGCUGGACGAGGUGCAGUGUCAGGGAACAGAAGCCACUUUACUGGAAUGCACCCACUCUAAGUGGGGCCAACAUGACUGCUCUCACAGUGAGGAUGUAGGUGUCCGCUGUCAGAGAGGGGGUGAUGCCAAUGAGAUACCAGGCCUAAUGCUUCGUAUUGGCCCUCUGGUGCGUUUGGUUGCUGGAGAGACCAGGAAGGAGGGUAGAGUGGAGGUCUUUAUUAACGGCCAGUGGGGAAGUGUGUGUGAUGAUGGCUGGAAUGAUGUCAAUGCAGCUGUGGUUUGCAGACAGCUGGGGUUCAUCGGUGUGGCUAAAGCCCGAUCCAUGGCGUACUUUGGCGAGGGUCGGGGUCCCAUCCAUCUUGACAAUGUUCGAUGCUCAGGCACUGAGACGUCCCUAGGCCAGUGUCCAGCUGUGGGCCAAGACAGCCAUGAUUGCCGCCACAGUGAGGAUGCAGGUGUCAUCUGUGAUUACACUCUGGAUCCUAUGGGAGAUGGCGCCAUAGCAAUGCAGACCUGUGGCCUGAGACUCAAUAACCAGCGUCGUCGACGCAGGAUCAUAGGAGGAGAUAAGUCACUGAGGGGUGAGUGGCCCUGGCAGGUGUCUCUGUGGCUCAGGUCUCAGUCUAAAGGCAACCAUCCUCUGUGUGGAGCCUCACUCAUCAACCCCUGCUGGGUUGUGACUGCUGCCCACUGCUUCAAGAGAUUUGGCAGAGACCCAACCCGCUAUGUGUUGCGCCUGGGUGACUACCACACUGAAGAGCAGGAUGACUUUGAACGCACUUUGUCCCCCGAACGCAUUGUUAUCCACAGAAAGUACCAUAGUCAGGGCUGGGAGUACGACAUCGCCCUGCUGCGGCUCAAAGGCACAGAGGGCAACUGUGUGGCAUUCAACCCUCACACUGGUGCAGUGUGUCUGCCAGAGCCAGGUAACAAGUGGGAGAAGAGGCCUGCUGCCUGUGUGAUCACUGGCUGGGGCAUCACAGACUCAGAGUACUCCCGCACUCUGCUCCAGGCCUGGGUCCCCUUGCUUCCAGCCUGGAAGUGUAAGAAGCGAUACGGUGAUCGUUUCACCAGCCGCAUGCUGUGUGCCGGGAGCCUGUCAGAGCACCACCGUGUGGACAGUUGCCAGGGUGACAGUGGGGGUCCACUGGUUUGCCAGGGCGAGGAGGGCCGUUGGGUGCUGACAGGAGUAAUCUCUUGGGGCCAUGGUUGCGGUAACCCCUCUUUCCCUGGGGUGUACACACGUGUGAGCAGGUUCCUGCGAUGGAUCGACAAGGUCAUCAACAAACCCUACAAGAACUAAUGACGGAGAGCACUUAGUAACACUGGAUAACCAGUGUUAUUCAGGGCUUCUGACAGGAAGUGUGUGUUCGUAGGAGCCUCCAGGCCAUUGCUUAUGUGUUGUGCCUCCUGGCCUUCUACACUCAGCUCUUAAAAUCAUUUCCCACAUCACUUCAAUGAGCAUGUAAAGGACAUUAUAUAUACAUGUAUAAUAUUCUCACGGUGUAAACUGAUGCCAAAUGUCCAUACAGUAGGGGACACCUGUGUUGUGGCAUACUUUGAUGAGAGCCAGUGAUGAGCGCACAGCCAGCAGUAAAGAUAGCUUACUUUAAUAAUUUGCUGCAAUACGUGCCUGUAUCUUGCACGUCUUCAUCUAAACAGUUCAAUGGCUGCAUCUUCUUUCAUUCCACACUCACAACAGAGUAUUUAAAACUGAACACAGAAACACUAAGAAAAAUUUCCAUAUCUUGCAAUGUAAAUACAUUUUUAUUAUACAAGGACUUAGCAGGGCUUUGCCAGUGGCUUGCCUGUGGAAAGCUGUUAAUGUGAAGCAGCAGCAGCUUGAAGGUAGACAUUGUUUUGUGGUCUGGCCAUGCUCCCAAGCAGCCAUCUCCUGCUGUGAGUGCGUGGAAAGGGAAAUGUGUAUGAUCAUGGCUAGAAAAUACAAGUCAGGGGAAAAACCUACCAGUACCCACUGUGCAUGAAUACAUUUUGAUUUAUUGAUGAGUACUGCUCUGGCUGGAGAGUAGUACCUAUCCAAACAGACUGGAAUAGAGAAACAUACUGACACACCUGAGACCUGUGCAAUCAAAUUUUGAUUCGGCUACAAGGAAACAAGGGGACUCAUGAAGACCUCUACUGGGUACACAAUGAAUGACAUUGCACUAAAAUGCAUGGCUGAUAAUCACACUGGGGUCACCUGUAAAUGAGAAUCUCAUGUAGGCUGUCCUAUGACACUGAAUUUGUUAAUGCAGACAUUUUAUUUGUUUUAUUGACAUUCCAUCUCUGAAGCAAAACCACAGGUCAAACCAUUAUUCAUUGUUAUUCAUCAUUAAUCAUUGUUGCCAUAUAUCUGCUGAAAUGUAACUAAUUACAGGCCUAAAAAAUAACAUUUAUUCUCAACUAUCAUACAGAAAAGUGCAUGUCUAUUGACAGGCUGUCUACACAGAGGCCUAUAGCCAGAAUUAUCAAUCUGGCAAAAUAGGCAACUGCCCUGGGGCCCAGGAACCUGCAAAAGCCUCAGGUUUACUGUUUAUGAUAAUUGGUUUGUGGUAAUGAUUAACUGUAACUGUGUUUUUGGGGAUAUGGGAGUAUGUAUAUUAUCAACUGACAUCAUUAGGGUCGUGGGGCUGUAUUACAGAAACUCUAACUUGCAGAUCCUAUCUUAAAGCUGCAGUAAGUAAGUUAUAAAAAUAACUUUUUGACAUUAUUGCUGAUAUUUCCAAUGUGUUCUGACAGUAGAACAUGAGACAGAUAAUCGGUGAGAAAAUCACGUUCCUCUGGCUUCUCCUAGUUCUCCUAAUGGUAUUCGCAAGAAUCCACCGGGCCUGAACAAAAACAACCAAUCAGAGCCAAGAAAGAUAUAAGGAUGCUUUGGGUUGGAGAUUGAAGAUAGUUGAUUGCUGAAUCUCAUUCCCAAACACCCUGGGAAUGAAACUCAACAAUCAACUAUAUUUCUUGACUCUGAUUGGUUGUUUUCGUUCAGCCGCAGUGGAUUCUUGCAAAUGUCAUUAAAGGAACACUAGGAGGAGCCAGAGGAACCUGAUUGUUUCACAGAUUAUCUGCCUCAUGUUCUACUGUCAGGAUAUAGUGAAAGUUUCAGCAAAUAUAACAAAAAGUUAUUGUUAUAAAAGUUACCUACUGCAGCUUUAAGAUAGAACGUUUCUGUAAUAAGUCCCCUGGCGUCUGAUCUUGAGGCGCUGUCUUGGGGCCCUGUUUUGAAAAAUAGAUUUAAAACCAUCAUCAUUUCAGCUGAUAAAGUGAUUACACGGUAGAUAAUCCAAAAAGAAGUUGUAUUUAUUUUUGGAAUACUGCACACAAUUUGUGUGUACAACUGUAGUGUAUACAAGAAGAUAUACUAUGUUCUGUUAUGUAUAGGUCAAUGCAAUUUUCAUUUUUGUAUUGUGUUAAUUUAUUUUGAAAAAAAACAUCAAUGUUGACUUUGUUGAGCUGUAUUUAUUGAAGCAGUGUUGAUUUGAACAUGGUCACAUUCCACUACUAACUGCUGAAAGAAACGAUGCUGCUGGGACAUUUCAGAUAAUGCGUCUAAGCCACAGGACACCAGUAUUCAACCCUAAGACACUUAACAGAGACUAGCUGGCUAGUCUCACUGGCCUUUUUCAUUAUGCAGAUAUCAUUCAGAUAAAAGUCUCAAAACAAAUUAUUACAUUAACCACAAUCUCACAGAUUCCCAUAUAGGCCUACUUUAUGACCCAUGCUGUAUAAAGAUGGGGAAAAAAACUGUCCUACAUUGGCUCAUGUGUUGAUUUCAGUAAAAAAAAAAGUACAUUUCCACAGCACCUUCCCCUCACUUUCUCUUUUUAACAAAAACAGGUCUCUGUGGUUAAUUUAUUCUGAUGAUUUUCUGAUGUUAAGUUGCUCUUCUGCGAUUCCUGCAAAUGUUUGAAAAGCCUUACAGGGAAGGGAUUACUGCCUAAACUGCUGGAAGGCUUUUAAUGUUAAACCGAUUGAAGAAGUAUGAAGCUUGCAUUUACAACAAACGGCAAAUUAGCAUAACAGAAUACAGUUUUUUUCAACAAUAUAUUUAUUAUUCUUUGCCUCAUAUACACAAAAACACAAACAAAGCAAACCUUGAUCAGUCAUAGGAUGCAGAAAUCCUAGAUCUAUCAGUAUUCAUCCAUUUUAAUAAAAAAAUAUAUAUUUAUCUGGAUAAAACCUUAAAAUUGGAAGGUUUUUUGGAAUAAUUUCCCACCUCAUCCCACAUAUAAUUUUUUUUGCAUUGCCAAACACAGUGUAACCCUACAGUGUUUCGUAUUGAUUUAUUUCAUUUUACAAGAGUGACAUGUUUGCAUUUACCAAUUCUACUGUAGUUAUCUGAGUUGAGUACUUAUGACCAUAUGACCUCUGGCUACUAACUAAAGGAGACUAACUCACCGAUCUGUGUCAAAUUUGGACAUAUAAAGUAUUGAAUAACACUGCAUUGCAUUGCAAACAAUGAAAACCAAAAGAGGAGUAGGACACUUUUUCAGCUGUUAAAUAUUAAUUUAUGUUCCUGAAGAUCUUACUUUCUUGUUGUGGAUGAAAUAAAUUCAUUGUGUUAAAAGUU
Dicentrarchus labrax (European seabass) is the source of this 5966-nucleotide messenger RNA. Its product is annotated as neurotrypsin. Gene Ontology annotation, biological process: proteolysis. The transcript is spliced from 14 exons. The record is from RefSeq and is a predicted model, not a curated record. Gene Ontology annotation, molecular function: serine-type endopeptidase activity. The coding region runs from base 204 to 2702 and encodes 832 amino acids. Gene Ontology annotation, cellular component: membrane. NCBI's taxonomy places the organism in Eukaryota, Metazoa, Chordata, Actinopteri, Moronidae.